UCAAUACUUUGAAUAUUUUUAUCCGUUUUUAUGUAAUUAAAAUUUAAGAAUGUGAUGAAUACAAUAGAUGUAUAAACAGUAUAAACUAUUUACUUCUUUCUUUUUUAGCUAGAUAUAUAAAGUAUAACAAAUACAAUGGAAUGUUUAAUUCCUGAUAUACUGUUUACUCUACUUGGCCACAAAUCAGAAGUAUUACAGUGUAUUGUUGACAAUGACAGCAAUUUUACAGAUGAUGAGUAUAUCAUUUUGAACAAUGAAGACAGACAAUUGUUAAAGAGUUUCUUAAAUUUGGCCGAAGAAUAUCAGAAACUUAACACUGUUAUUGUAUCUUUUAACCGAUUGGAGAGUAUUUACAAAGAAUCAGAAUCAAAGAGACGUGGCUUGUACUUUGAAGCUUUUGUCAAUGGCAUGUUAAUUGCUUUGAAACCAUAUCGCAAUUGUAUAAAUGACAUUGAAAAAGAUUUAUCAAAUAACAAAGAAAAUAAAUGUUUAUUGACUGAAACUUUAAGGAAAGUCGAACAACAUAAGCCAUUGAUUGUUGCAAUAAAUAAUAUUUUAGAUCAAAUUGAACUUUCUCAGUUACAUGGCGGACAAAUAUUAAAUCUCAUACAUGAAGUAGUUUAUAUGAAAUUUAUGGAUGACAAAGUUCAAUUAUCACUCAUAUUCAAACAAUGUUUACAGGUGUUAAUAUCGCAGUUGAACACAUUUUUCGCACGAGGAGUGAUUUUUGAUCCUCACCAAGAGUUUUUUAUUGAAUCAGAAUAUUCUAGAAGUACAAAAGAAUUUAAACAAUUUUCUUUAUUACCCAGUUUAAUGCCAUCUUUUGUCCCUCUUUCAACUGCAAGCAAAAUAACAAGAAUUGGUGAUGUUAUCAAAAGUUUGCAACAUUCAAAUGACCAGUUGUCAUCGAUAAACUACAAGGAUAUUUCUAUACAGUUGUAUGGACACAAAAGAGAUGAAUUAUUUUCUGAUUUACUAAAUUUAGUAAAUUUGCCUUUGUUUACUAAAAAUGAAUUUGUCCAAGUAAUUGACAAGUUUUAUAAUGUUGUGGAUGAAUAUAUGUUAAAAGCAUCAUUCAAUAAUGAUAGUUUUGCUUAUCAUAUGAAAUUGGUAAGAGAUUUUUAUUUGCUGGGUAAUGGAGAGUUUUAUAAGCAUUUUUUGAAUAAAAUGUGCAGUUUAUCUCUGAAAUCUGAGCAUAGUUUACGUGCUAUUAAGGUAGCAUUUAAUAAUACAGUCCAAGAUAUUAAAUUGCACAAAUCUAUGAAUCAAGUGUUUGGUUUCAGUUCGUUAGAAGAUAAAGAAGCUGAUGAAACAACAUGGACAAAAAUUAAAGUUACUUUUGAAACCACAUGGCCAUUACAAUUUAUAUUCACCAGCUCUGUUCAAAAAAAUUAUUCAAAAUUGUUUGCAUUUUUAUCUCGAAUCAAAAGAGUACAAACAAAUUUGCAUGAAAUUUGGAUUGAAAAAAAAUCUAAAUCUUUUGAAAUAAAUGGUGAUAUUGACCAACUGAAAACCAAAUUAUCAUACUUAAUAGAUACUCUCUACAGUUACCUUCAGCUGGAUGUCAUCGAGGAUGAAUAUUUUCUUCUUUUGGAAAAAUUAACUAAUGCCAAUGAUUUUCAAACAAUCAAGCAUAUACAUGAUAUAUUCCAGACAAAUAUCAUGAGAGAUUCAUUUUUGUUCAUGGAAGAAGUUUACAUAGCAUUUAAUAGAAUUUUAGAUAUGUGUGAAAACUAUUGUAGGUAUAUGACUGACAUUACAGCGGCUUUAAAUCCACAAUAUAACCAGUGUUUUGAAGAGUUAAAUUUACUUUUUACCAAAAAACCGAAUAAAUUACUCUCAUUGAUAAACAUUAUUCAAGAAAUUCACGUAACUCCAAAACCAAAUCAAUUUAUUGUCAGAUUAAAUUAUAAUAAAUGGUUUCUUCGAACCAUAUCUAGUGAUAGCUAGAAAUGAAAUCUCUACAUUUUGCAAGCACAGAGAUAAUAUUUAUUUAAAUUAGGAUAAGUUAUAAAUAAUUGUAAAAUGUUAUUUCAUAAAAUUGAAUUUCAAUUAAAAAAUAUUAUGUAUUUUUAAUUAUUUAU
Molecule: messenger RNA, 2084 nt
Organism: Rhopalosiphum maidis (corn leaf aphid)
Lineage: Eukaryota; Metazoa; Arthropoda; Insecta; Hemiptera; Aphididae
Gene: Grip75
Product: gamma-tubulin complex component 4
Exons: 3
Coding region: 136-1950 (604 amino acids)
Biological process (GO): meiotic cell cycle; spindle assembly; cytoplasmic microtubule organization
Cellular component (GO): gamma-tubulin complex; spindle pole; equatorial microtubule organizing center
Molecular function (GO): microtubule minus-end binding; gamma-tubulin binding
Source: RefSeq, a predicted model, not a curated record